This is a messenger RNA of Pungitius pungitius (ninespine stickleback), 2567 nucleotides long. Its product is annotated as guanine nucleotide-binding protein G(i) subunit alpha-2. The coding region runs from base 464 to 1531 and encodes 355 amino acids. Gene Ontology annotation, molecular function: G-protein beta/gamma-subunit complex binding; GTPase activity; G protein-coupled receptor binding. Lineage: Eukaryota; Metazoa; Chordata; Actinopteri; Perciformes; Gasterosteidae. The record is from RefSeq and is a predicted model, not a curated record. Gene Ontology annotation, biological process: adenylate cyclase-inhibiting G protein-coupled receptor signaling pathway; G protein-coupled adenosine receptor signaling pathway; gamma-aminobutyric acid signaling pathway. Gene Ontology annotation, cellular component: heterotrimeric G-protein complex. The transcript has 9 exons.
CCCCCAUUCGUCCAACCAGCCCGCUGUGAAGCGCGCACCUGUUUUAAUUGAACUCGCGCGACAAGUUGCGCGAGCGGCACCGAUGCGACCGAGUCCCGGGAGGAAAACCGGUCAGGGUGGGGGGGGGAGAGAGAAAAGGACCGCAGCAGCACCAACAGCCCCCGCGACCAGAGGAACGCGUGAAUACGAGUGCAGCUGUGCGCAGCGGAGCAGACAGCCGGGGCGUCCUGUGAAUGGUUGCGGGACGGAGGGCUGUGAGCGGCGCUGAUAAUAACACACAAAAAAAAACAACCUGGGGCGCUGAAGCCCAAACCAUUUGGAUCCCACUACUGGACCAGGACGGAGCGGGGACGUCGACUCGCCGCUGCGAUCAUUCCCAUCGGCCCCGGCGCGCUGAGGCCGUCGGCGUUGAAAGCCUUUUCCUUGACGCGUGUGGUCGGUGCGCGCCGCUGCGUUUGGAGCCAUGGGCUGUACGGUGAGCGCAGAGGACAAGGCUGCCGCGGAGAGGUCCAAGACCAUUGACAAAAACCUCCGAGAGGACGGAGAGAAGGCGGCCAGGGAAGUGAAACUGCUUCUGUUGGGUGCUGGAGAAUCCGGGAAGAGCACUAUCGUUAAGCAGAUGAAGAUCAUCCAUGAAGAUGGCUACUCAGAAGAUGAGUGCAAGCAGUACCGAGCAGUGGUUUUUAGUAAUACCAUCCAGUCCAUUAUGGCCAUUGUUAAAGCCAUGGCCAGUCUCAAAAUAGACUACAGCAGCCCUGGAAGAUUGGACGAUGCCCAGCAGCUCUUCGCUCUGUCUGCAGCUGCCGAGGAGCAGGGAAUCUUCCCCGAGGACCUGUCCAACGUGAUGAGGCGGUUGUGGGGGGACAGCGGCAUCCAGGGUUGCUUCGCUCGCUCGCGGGAAUACCAACUCAACGACUCUGCAGCGUAUUACCUGAAUGACCUGGAGCGGAUAGCUAAAGCAGAUUACAUUCCAUCCCAGCAAGAUGUGCUGCGAACUCGGGUCAAGACCACCGGCAUCGUGGAGACUCACUUCACCUUCAAGGAACUGCACUUCAAAAUGUUUGAUGUCGGAGGCCAACGCUCGGAGAGAAAGAAGUGGAUCCACUGUUUUGAAGGAGUUACAGCCAUCAUUUUCUGUGUUGCACUGAGUGCUUACGACCUGGUACUGGCUGAGGAUGAGGAGAUGAACCGAAUGCACGAGAGCAUGAAGCUGUUUGACUCCAUCUGCAACAACAAGUGGUUCACGGAGACCUCCAUCAUCCUCUUCCUCAACAAGAAGGAUCUCUUUGAGGAGAAGAUCACUCGCAGCCCGCUGACCAUCUGCUUUCCAGAAUACACAGGAGCCAACAAGUUUGAUGAAGCAGCGAGUUACAUUCAGACCAAGUUUGAGGACCUGAACAAGAAAAAGGACACAAAGGAGAUCUACACCCACUUCACCUGUGCCACCGACACCAAGAACGUGCAGUUUGUCUUUGACGCCGUCACUGACGUCAUUAUUAAGAACAACCUAAAAGACUGCGGUCUUUUCUGAAGGGCAGUGCCUGAUGCACACAGACUGCAUGAGAGACUGCAACAGCCAUGUGGUGAUAGGUGCGUUUCAUACUGAAAACCACGACCGGAUCGAUUCCUUGAGGGGAAACCUAUAAAGAACUUCAACAAUCACUGAUUUGUUACCAUCACAUUCGUUGGGUUAAUCUUUCUUUUUUUAUAUAUAUACAUACAUCUCUUACUGGUCUUGGUGUUUUCAUACUGAGUGCCUGUAAAUACAUAUUUGACCAAGGAUCCCUUACUAGUUUUUAAAUUGGAUCUGUAACUUAAAUUAUAUUAUCAAAGUGGAAGUUGAAAGAGGAAAUCCUAUAUGGUUUCUUAUAUUGCAUCAUUGCAAAUAAAAAUGCAGAAAAUUAAAUAUUGUCCUCAAGUCUUAAAGAGCAGUUUGAGAAGUACUUUUACACAGUAGUCAUCACUACCAAAACUUUUUUUUGAAGUGGCAGUUUCAGUAGGAAGAUACGAUACGCAACUUUUUACAAAAAUCUGAAUAAUCUACGUUGUCUAAUAUUCACCUUUUAUGAACCUUUUAACUCAACAGAGCUUGUUUUUUAGAAGAUAACACACAAGAAUGAUAAUGAAAACGGAUUAUGGGAUUUAGUUUUUUGGAACAAUGUUUACACAGAAUCGAUAUUCCGAGUUGUAUUGUAGUGCAUUGUCCUGCAUGGCUGUCCAUACAUUCACUGAAUAACAUUCCCCAAGGAACUCCUUGUUGAAGAAGGACUCUGGAAAUGCUUGUCACUUAGUAGAAAUCUGCCACAUUUGUAGGUCUGUUUCUAACAUGGAUUGUUCUGUUGUAUUUGUUGCGUCUUCUUACAUAUGUUUGUGCCUUGAUGUCGGUUUACACUUGUUCUUUAGAGACAUGCUAUCUGACGUAGGGCUAUUUAUACUCCACUUUGGUUCACAUAACUAAUUAUACAAGAUGCAGUAAAGCACAGACACAUGGAUGAUAGUCUGUUACUAAUAUUAUAAUAAUAGUAAUUCACUUGUUACAUGUAAAUAAAAGUUAACUCACAUGUUCA